AAAAACAAAAAAAAAAAAACAACUUUGGGACAAAUGAGGUAUGGUGUACGCAAAUAUGACUUGUAAAUUUGAAGUUACAUCUCAAUUCCCUUACAUUCUAAACUGAUCUUUGUGAAGAUGAUACGUUAGAAAUUAUUCUUUGUGGUGAAGAUGGAAGUAAGUUAAAAAUUCAUUUAUUUUAUUUACAAUUUAAAUAUUAAAAUAGCCUGAUUUUUAGAUUUAAGCCUUUUUCUUACUUUAGAAAACAGUACAUACCACUCGACAACGGACAACCGCAGAUCGGAGAUCACCAGGAUCGAGUCACCUCCGCCUGCAACUCCACCGCCACCACAACUUCCGUCGGAGGCAGAGGUCACCAGUCACAAGUAACACGCACACUUCUCCACACUUUAACCCAAUUGAGCAAGUAUAUACAAAUCAAUCCCAGCUGAAUUCCUCACACGAAACCAAACUUGUGUAUCAUAUAUGUAUUGAUUGAUUGACAAGUACCACCCACCCAACCGGCACCGCCUACCGAAUCUCCGCCAAUGUCGGCGGCAAAACCCUUGUCACUAAUCCCACUUUCUUCCACUUCAAUCUGCACUCUCCAAGGCUCCCUCCUCACCCUCGCCCUCCUCACCCUUCUCUCCUUCACUUGUCUCUCUCUCAAAUCCUUUAAUUCUCCUUCUCUUCCCUCUACUACCCCUCCCGCCGGACCCAUUAUCGAAUACCCUCAGGUAUUACGCUUUUUUCCUUUCAAUUUCUCCCUCCAUGGCAUUGAUGAUUGAAUCGAGACAGCGUUUUAAUCAUUGUAUUCCUUUUGAUGUUUUUACUAGGAAGUUGUUAUAAGAACAGAAGAUCCAGUUGGGCAGGAAAAUGAGCGGCAAAUUCUGCACUCCGAUGAUGUGUUUCAUUCCCCGGAGGUGUUCAGGUUGAAUUAUGCCGAAAUGGAGAGGAGGUUUAAGGUGUAUAUAUAUCCAGAUGGUGAUCCCAAAACGUUUUAUCAGACGCCGAGAAAGCUGACGGGGAAGUAUGCCAGUGAGGGCUAUUUUUUCCAGAACAUUAGGGAGAGUCAAUUUGUAACUGAUGAUCCCGAUCAAGCCCACUUGUUCUUCAUCCCCAUCUCCUGUCAUAAGAUGAGAGGAAAGGGUAUAUCUUAUGGAAACAUGACCAUUAUUGUUGAGAACUACGUUCAGGGUUUGUUACAGAAGUAUCCUUACUGGAAUAGAACCCUUGGUGCAGAUCAUUUCUUUGUCACUUGUCAUGAUGUUGGAGUGAGGGCUACUGAAGGCCUUCCUUUCCUUGUGAAGAACUCAAUCCGCGCAGUCUGCUCUCCAAGCUAUGAUGUAGGAUUUAUUCCGCACAAGGAUGUUGCUCUUCCCCAAGUGCUGCAGCCUUUUGCUCUUCCACGUGGAGGAAAUGAUGUAGAAAACAGGACAAUUUUGGGAUAUUGGGCUGGUCAUAGGAACUCUAAAAUUAGGGUCAUUUUGGCACGAGAAUGGGAGAACGACACCGAACUUUAUGUUAUGAACAACAGAAUAAACAGAGCUACUGGAGCCUUAGUUUAUCAGAAGAAUUUCUACAAAACCAAAUUCUGCAUAUGCCCUGGUGGCUCCCAGGUCAAUAGUGCUCGGAUAGCUGAUUCCAUACAUUAUGGAUGUAUUCCUGUGAUACUCUCGGAUUAUUAUGACUUGCCAUUCAAUGACAUCCUUAACUGGAAGAAAUUUGCUGUCGUUCUCAAGGAGAAAGAUGUUUAUCAGCUAAAGCAAAUCCUCAAAAAUAUAACACAAGACGACUUUGUUGCUUUGCACAAGAACUUAGUGAAGAUCCAGGAGCAUUUUCAAUGGAACUCACCGCCUCAAAAGUAUGAUGCCUUUCAUAUGGUAAUGUAUGAACUCUGGUUACGCCAUCACGUGAUCAAGUACUGAGCAUUCUGAACAAGGAUAUAUAUACAUUCAGCGUAGUCACAGUCUAAGUGGGUUUGAAGAUCGCUGGAGGAGCCAAGUCUUAAACAUAUAUAGAGUAGAGUUAUAUUUGUUGUAUGCUAGUUCUAACUUGAGGGAUGAGAGGGAUGAAAUGUGGAAAAUAGAUUACAUGUAUCAUGUACUACUAGCUGUGAAACUUCACUUGGGGGGUACAAGUCGGUGGGGGGUACGAAUACGAUGACUUGGUUAAUGUCAUUCAUUUCGCUUCUAUUGUUUUCAUUCAUUUUUUUGGGUGGUGGUUUUCUUCUUCUUUGUCAAAACUUUUGUUGAAGUUAAUAUCUGCCCAAGAAAAAUACUACUACUACUAAUUCUUGUUGAAAUUGGUGUUUGUGUACACUUAUGUGUUGCAGUAAGUAAUGGUUUUUAUUAUUGGUGCUGCUCCCUCUGAAGACGGUACUGGAAUGG
Oldenlandia corymbosa var. corymbosa is the source of this 2369-nucleotide messenger RNA. The record is from the annotation of a GenBank genome assembly. NCBI's taxonomy places the organism in Eukaryota, Viridiplantae, Streptophyta, Magnoliopsida, Gentianales, Rubiaceae.